Emiliania huxleyi CCMP1516 is the source of this 12849-nucleotide messenger RNA. It is a transcript of the gene PKS10, whose product is annotated as polyketide synthase. Gene Ontology annotation, biological process: fatty acid biosynthetic process. The transcript has 14 exons. Gene Ontology annotation, molecular function: phosphopantetheine binding; oxidoreductase activity; fatty acid synthase activity. The record is from RefSeq and is a predicted model, not a curated record. Lineage: Eukaryota; Haptophyta; Isochrysidales; Noelaerhabdaceae. The coding region runs from base 1 to 12849 and encodes 4282 amino acids.
AUGGUAUCGGCGACGACGGCUCCACGGCGAGCGGUACAGUUCUCCAAGUCGUGGACCACAGAGGUCGUCCCGCUCGCUCGGACGUCGACGUGUUCGCCAUCGUCCUCCUCCUCCGUCUCCAGCAUGGACGUCGGUGCCAACACGCCUGCGCCGCUCGAGCCGCCUUCCGCACCGAGCGGCCCCUCGCCUCCUGCAGCUCCGCCGACGCUCGUCGCAUGCCGCGCUGCUCCUCUGCCGCCAUCCAGCAGCGCAAAGACGCUUGACGCAGUCCUCUCGCACUGCUACGACCUCUCGGGAGAGCACAUCGACCCAGACGCGCCGCUCCUCGAGUCGGGCCUCGACUCGAUCGGUGCCGUCGAGCUCGGCAACCAGCUUCAGGAGGAGCACUGCAGGGAUGGGGCGGAGCUACCGUCGACGCUGAUCUUCGACCACCCCACCGCGCGCGAGCUCGCCGCCUUCCUCGACGAGGCAGUCUCUCCUCCUGCCCUCGAGACUGGCCUGCUCGGCCCGCCCGCCGCCCCGCCCGCCGCCCGCCCGGAUCAAGCGGAGGAGGCGGCGGUGCAUGUGGGCGGCCUGGCGGCGCGGCUGCCCCUGCUGGGCGGCGGCAGCGAGUCGGCGAUGGAGAGGAUGGCCAUCACCGGCAGCAACCUCAUCUCGGAGGUUCCGCCUUGCCGCUGGUCGAGCGACGGCGCGGCGCGGCUCGACGAGGCUGUCGCCGACCGCGUGCGGCACGGCGGCUUCCUGCGCGACGCGGAGCUCUUCGACCCUUCUCGCUUCGGCGUGUCGCCGGCGGAAGCGCGGGCGAUGGACCCGCAGCAGCGGCUCCUCCUCGAGGUAGGGUACGAGGCGCUGCACGGCGCCGGGCAGACAAAGGUCGAGCUAAGCCGCUCCCUGACGGGUGUGUUUGUCGCGAUCGCCUCGAACGAUUGGGCCGACAUUGUCAAGUCCUCCUCCCCGCUCUCGCGGAGCGUCUACGCGGCGACGGGCAGCCCGCACUCGAUCGCCUCCGGCCGCCUCUCCUUCGCGCUCGGGCUGCAGGGCCCGUGCGUCUCGUACGACACCGCCUGCUCGGCGGCGCUGGUUGCCAGCCACGCCGCGCUGCGCGGGCUGCAGCUGCACGAGUGCAACACCGGCCUCGUGGCUGCGGCGAACCUCGUGCUCCUCCCUGCGGCCAGCGUCGCGUGCGGCAUGGCGGGGCUCACCUCGCUGCUUGGCCGGUGCCACGCGUUUGACCGGCGCGCCGACGGGUACGCGAGGAGUGAGGCGUGCUCCUCGCUUGUGAUGCAGAGGAGCGGCGGAGGCGCUGCCGGCUGCGCUCGCCUCGCCGGUAGCUGCGUGCGGCAAGACGGCAGGAGCGCGAGCCUGACGGCGCCAAACGGCCGCGCGCAGCGGUCGCUGCUCGCUGGCGCCCUCUCUGCCGCCAGGCUGGAGGCCGCGGCCGUGACCAGUCUGGAGGCGGCUGCAAACGGUUCGGCGCUCGGCGACCCGAUCGAGGCGGGCUCGUUGUGCACGCUCCUGGAUGCCCCGAGGCCGGCCCCGCUCGUGGCUGGGGCCGUCAAGGCGAGUGUUGGCCACGCAGAGGCCGCUUCGGGCGCGACCAGUCUGCUCGUGCUCCGCUUGCGCCUGCUGCACCGGCGCUCCUCCCCGAAUGCGCAGCUGCGGGUCAUCAGCGGCCAUGUGGCGGCGGCGCUCGUCCGCAGGGCGUGCGUCCUCCCGACGCAGCUGACGCCGGCGCUGAGCGUGGGGGCGAAGGAGCGAGCGGAGGAGACGGAGGCGCGGAGCCGCGUCGGUGGCGUCAGCUCGUUUGGGUACAGCGGCACCAUUGCGCACGCUUUGCUGCGUGUCAAGGAGACGCCAGCCCCAGCGAUGAACUCGAGUAUGACCUCGAGUCUGCCCAGCUGCCCAGGCUACUUGCGCCGGCGAUUCUUGUGGCGCGAGACGCCGCACCCGCUCAUCCAGCUGCGCGCGGCCGAUGCAGACGGCACCGACAAGGCCUCGUUCCGCUCGCCGGCCAGAGGGGCGCUGCUUGCGGUUGUGGCCGACCACAUUGUGCAGGGCCGCGUCAUCUUCCCCGGCGCGGGCUACAUUGAGAUGGCGCGCGCGGCUACCGCGUCCCUCUCGGGCGGCGCCAACGGCGCCAGGCUCUCGCGCGUCUUCUUCCUGCAGCCGCUCAUGCUCGACGGCGACGUCAGCACGAUGACGAUCAGCGUCGACAUCACCGCGGCCGACGAGCGGUUCGACGUCAACACCGAGGACCUCGAGGCGGGCACCAAGACGUCGCACUGCGCGGGCGGCGCGUCCACUUUGUCGGAGGCGUCGCCCGCCUUCUCGCACGCCGGCUUGCGAGCGUCGUGCGCGCAGCCGGUCGACACCGCCGUCAUCUACGCGGGCUUCCGCUCGGUCGGCCUCGAGUACGGCCCCGAGUACCGCACGCUCACCUCGGCGCGCGUCUCGCGCGACGCGGGCGUCGCCGUGGGCCAGCUGCGCCGCCGCCAGCGCAAGGAGGGCACGAGCGUGCACCCGGCCGACCUCGACGGCUCGCUGCACCUGACCGCCCUCCUCGCCGAGGCGACCGCGGCGGGCGAGAUCCGGCUCCCCUUCUCGGUCGGCGAGGCGGCGCUCACGGACGUGAGCGGCUCUUCGUGGCCGGUGGCGGAGCGGCAGGGCGCCAACAUGACGGGCGUUUGGAUCGGGGCCAAGGACGCCAAGGCGGCUAAGGACUCGCCAGGCGCGCGCCUGACCAACUUCGAGACGCGCGUGCUCAAGGCGGCGCCGGCGGCGGCUCCGCAACGCAAGUCGACGCACUUGUACGUCACGUCGUGGCAGGUUGCAACGGUGCCGGCCGCCGAGGACGCCAAGGCGGCGCUCGUGAUGUGCGCCUCGCCUCCGCUCGCCGCCGCGUCGGGCUCCGGCGCCGCGUUGGCGGCUCCGUUGGCGCCGAUCGGCUCGGUGGUGUACGCCGUCGGCCUCUCUGCUGGCGCCAAGGCCUCCGAUUCGCUUGCCGGUCUACUAGACGCAUUCGUGGUCGUGCGCGCGCACGUCGCGACGCGUGCUACCGUUCCCGUGUGGUUGCUUUCGACGGGUGCACGCGGCGCCCGCUCGAGCGGCACCGGCGUCUCGAGCCACGCAGGCUGGAUGGGGCUCGCCCGCCAGGCGCGCUCCGAGGCGCCGCAGUCGAGCUUGCCGAUCAUCGACCUGGAUGUGCUCCGGCCGGGCGUGACCGUGCUGGCGGCGGUGUCGAAGCUGGCCAGCCAGCUCGGACUCGGCUACGAUGGCACUCCCGAGCCCGUGGUGGCGUUUGACGGCUCUUGCCAGCGUGUCUGCCGCCUAGCGGAUGCCGCUGGCUCGCUAGGAGGACCAGUCACGCUCCACUUCGACGCCCGCGGCGCCAUCAGCAACUUGCGGGUGGUGGCGCAGGAGCCCGAGAACUCCAAGCCGGUCUGCGGCGAGGUCAGGCUCAACGUCGGCGCGGUCGGCCUCAACUUCCGCGACGUGCUCAACGUCCUCGGCGUGUACCCUGGUGACCCUGGCCCUCCGGGCGGCGACUGCGCGGCGCACAUAACUGCCGUCGGCCCCGGCGUUUCGCACAUCAAAGUUGGCGACGCGGCGCUUGGGCACGGGCUCGCUGCCCUCGCGUCUCUGUCUAAGUCCGACGCGCGCCUGAUGGCGGCCAUCACCGACUCGCUCUCGUUCGAGCAGGCCUGCACGCUGCCGACAACGUGGUGCACGGUGCAUAUGGCGCUGCUCGCGGCCCGCCCGGCGGCCAGUCACGACGUGCUGUUGCACGCGGGCGCGGGUGGCGUCGGCCUCACCUCGCAAGAGUACUGCCACUUCAUCGGCAGCCGCGCGAUGGCGAACGUCGGCCGGCCGUACAAGCACUUCUACCUGCACAAGAUGGGCCUCGCCGGCCGGCUGCUGAGCUCGCGUGACGGCGGCGCCUUUGCGCUCGGCGCGUCGAAGCUGCUCGGCUCCGGCCGGCUGCGCUUCUCGCUCAACAGCCUGUCUGCGGACUUCAUCGCGUGCACGUUUGGGCUGCUGCGGCAGGACGGCAAGCUCUGCGAGAUCGGCAAGCGGGCGGUGUGGAGCUACGAGCGGCACGAGGCGGCGUGCUGCAACAACCUUACGAUGAUCGCGCUCGACUCGACGAUUGAGCAGACGCCGUGGUGGAUGUGCGGCACGCUCAGGGCCCUAUCGGCGCGCGCAGAUGCCUUCGUGCUCCACGGCCUCCCCAUGGAGCUCUUCGACCUCGAGAGGAGCGUCUUGGCCGCCUUCCGCACGCUGCAGGGCGGCACCAACACGGGCAAGGUGGUGGUGCGCAUCCCGAGGACGGCCCCGACGCCGCCUCGCGGCACUCACCUGCUCCUUGGCGGCACGGGCGGCCUCGGCCUUGUCACGGGCAAGUGGCUCGGCGAGAGCGGCGCCUCGUCGGUGGUGCUGGCGGCGCGUGGUGGGCGCGCAAGGUUGAGGGGAGGCACCAGCGGGAAGAAGCUCAAGGAGCUCGGCCGGUGUAGCUUCAGCGUGGCCAAGUGCGACGUCGCCGAGCACGCCGACACGUUCCGCCUGGCCGCCGCCGUCCUCAGUGCAGGCGCUGGCCGCUUGGCGGGCGUGUGGCAUGCGGCGGGCGUGCUAUCGGACGGGCUGCUGCGUGCGCAGAACGCGUCGACCGUGAAGCGCGUCUUCGCACCCAAGGUGCACGGCGCUUGGGGCCUGCAGAGGUUGGCUGCGUCGUCGCCGCUCGACACAUGCGUGCUCUUCUCUUCGAUCAGCACGCUGGUUGGCGGCGGGGGCCAGUCCAACUACGCCGCCGCCAACGGCAUGCUCGACGCGCUCGGUGCUUGCCGGCGCGUGCGCGCCCUGAACGCGACCUCUGUACAGUGGGGCCCGUGGGCAAACGUCGGCAUGGCAGCGGACGGCGCCAUCAACGCGGCCAUCCAGGAGAUGGGCUUUGGCCUGCUCAGCCUGGAGCAGUGUACGCUGGCGUUCCGAGCUACGCUGCUCCCGGCGGCGACGGGCGUGAUGAGCUUGAUGGUCGUGAAUUGGAACGAGGUCAACUCGGGGGCGGUGCGGUGGCCGUUUGUGGCCGCCGUUGCGCGCGGCCGCAAGAGCAGCGCGGCCGCUACGUCGAUGGCGGAGACGGCCGGCCCGGGCUCGCCGGUCACGCUCGAGUCGAUGCUGGACGCGCUGCAGCAGACGGUCGGCCGCUCCGUGGACCCCGACGAGCCGCUGAUGGACUCGGGACUAGACUCGCUCGCUGCGGUGGAGUUUGGGAAUCAGCUUCAGGCGCAGAGCGGCCUGAAGCUGCCGUCGACGCUCAUCUUCGACUUCCCCACUGCCCGCCAGCUCGCGGGCUACUUUGAGGAGAAGCAGUCGCAAAGCACGGCCGCCGUCGCAAAGCCGGCUCAGUCGAGGAGCCCGAGCGGCAGCGCUGUCGAGGUGCAGGUUGCUGGCCUUGCGAUCCGGCUCCCUCUCGGGCAAACCACCCGUGCCGCAGCCAGUCGCAUGUCGCUCUGCGGCGGCGACGUGGUCAGCGUGGUGCCGUCGACGCGGUGGUCGGACGAAGGGCUGGACACGCUCCAGGGGCUCGUCGCGCAGCGCGUGCGCUUCGGCGGCUUCAUCUUCCGCGCGGACCUCUUCGACAACGCCUUCUUCGGCGUCUCUGCGGCAGAGUCGCGUGCGAUCGACCCGCAGCAAAGGGUGCUCCUCGAGUCCGGCUACGAGGCUCUGCACGCGGCGGCGCUGGGGAAGCAGCAGCUCGCAGGCUCGUGCACGGGCGUCUUCGUCGCCAUCGCCGCCAACGACUGGACCGACGUCGUCAAGAGGUCUCCGAUCGGCAGGAGCGUCUACGCGGCCACGGGAAGCGCCAUGUCGGUCGCGUCCGGCCGCAUCUCCUUCGCCCUGGGGCUGCAGGGGCCUUGCGCCUCCAUCGACACGGCGUGCUCUGCGGGGCUCGUUGCCAACCACUCGUGCCUUCGCGUGGUGCAGAACGGAGAGUGCGCGACCGGCCUCGUGAGCGCGGUCAACAUCAUGCUCCUCCCUGACGUGAGUCUCGCCUUUGCGAUUGCGGGGAUGACGUCGGCGAAGGGGCACUGCCACACGUUCGACCGGAGCGCGGACGGGUACGUGCGCGGCGAGACCUCCUGCGCGACCGUUUUGCGCGCCGCUCGGGCCGGGACGCUCGCCGUCGCCGGUAGCUGCGUGCGACAGGACGGCAAGAGCGCGAGCCUGACAGCGCCAAACGGGCAGGCGCAGCGAGGUCUCCUUCUCGACGCGCUCGCCGACGGCGCGGCGGCCGCCCGCGACGUCGCCUGCCUCGAGGCGCACGGCACCGGCACUGAGCUCGGCGACCCGGUGGAGGCGGGGUCUAUGAGCGCCUCGCUGCUUGGCGCGCGCAAGUGCCCCCUCGCCGUCGGCAGCAUCAAGGCGAGCGUCGGACACGCGGAGCCGGGCGCCGGCGCCGCGGGCCUGCUGCGGCUGGCGGCGGGGCUGCUCGGGGCGUGGACGCCACCGAAUGCGCAGCUCCGCGCAUUGAACGUGCAUGUCGGCGAGGCGAUCGGCGCCGCGGCGUGCGCUUGCUCGCUGCCCUCCCAGGCGGCCAGCCUGCCGGCCGCGAGCGGCACGGCGCGCUUGGGCGGAGUCAACUCGUUUGGCUACAGCGGCACGAUAGCGCACACGCUUCUGCGGGCGACGUCGUCGACUGCGGCGCCGCCUCAGCUGCGCCUCCGCUACGCGCGCAAGUCCUACCCUUGGCAGGCGGCGGCGGCGGCACCGUCGCCCAGCGCGGCCUCAAAGCCGGCCGAGGUCCUCUUGACGUACUCCUCGGCGUGGUCCUCCCAUCCCCGCCCUCUUCCCCGCCAGUCCAGCCGCUCCUGGCUACUCGUCGCCUCCGCUGACACCCCCUCCGGCGCUAUUGGCGACGGCGCCACCGCAGCCGCCACCGCCAACGCGACCAGCGCCGCCGGGUUGGUUCUUGAUUUGGCUUCGGUCCGAGGGGACCACGCGCCGCUCGCGAGGGCGGAGUGGAUCUUCUUCGUGGCACGGCAGCUCCUGCUGACCCGUCGCCCCUUACGGCUCGUCGUCCUGACGUCUGGUGCGCAGCUGAGCGUGCCCACGGCGAUGAGUGCGCUCGGAGGCUCCCGUCUGGCCGGUGGGUGCGCGUGGGGGAUGGGCCGUGUGCUUCGGAUGGAGGGCCCGGCGCUCGGCACCACCGUCGUCGACUUGCAGUUCGGUGCUUCUGUGCCGACCGCCCUCGCCUCCGUGCUGAUGGGCGACGACAGCGACGACAGUCUCAAGGAGGAGGGGCAGGUAGCCGUCUCCGCCACGGCGCUGCACGUGCUGCGGCUGCGGCGCGGCUGUGUGCACGAGGGGAGCGCGGCGCCGCCACAGAGCGGCGGGACGCACCUCAUCACCGGCGGGCUGGGCGGGCUCGGCCUCCGGGCCGCGUCGCUGCUCUGCGACGGUGCUGCGGAUGCUGUCGUGCUCUGCUCGCGGAGCGGACGAGUUGCGCGGGGCGGGCAGGGCCUCGAGGAGCGGCUCGAGCGGCUGCGGAGAGGGGAGGGCGGUGUGGCGGUGGUGGCGUGCGACGUGGCGCAGGAGGAGGGCGUGGUCGCGAUGCUCCGUUCAGCGCCGCGGGAGGUCGACGGCGCUCCCGGGACGGCGCUUCGCAGGCUCAGCUCGGUCCUGCACACUGCGGGGACGACGCGCGAUCGGCUGAUGCUCAACACCGGGCGCGACGAGCUCGCCGCUGUCAUGGCGCCAAAGGCGCUCGGCGCGCGCCACCUCCACGGCGCGACGAGCCAAGCCGCGGCGGCCGCCUUUGUGCUCUUCUCCUCGAUCGCCUCGACGUUUGGGAACGCGAGCUACGCUGCUGCGAACGCGUGUCUCGACACGCUGGCCACCGCUCGGGGUUGCGCCGGCAUGCCAGCGAGCUCGAUGCAGAUGCCGCUUGUCCUUGGGGCGGGCAUGGGCGCUGCCGACAAGCAGGCGUUCUCCCUCUUGUCGCUGUCGCUCGAGCAGUACGCGGGGUGCCUCGGCGCUCUCCUCGGCGUCUCGCCGCCGGCGCGGCCAGACCUUGCCCUCGACUUGUCGCACGGUGCCAGAGUCUGGGCCCCGCUGCCAGCCGAUGCAGCGUCGAUCUUGCGCGGGCAGCAUGCGGCGCUCCUGCCCUUGCUGUCGGAGCUGCCAGGGUCGGCGGUGCGCGCCAACGCGAGCGGCGGCCAAGCAGUCGCCGCUGCUCCGGGCAGUUUGGCGCACGAGCUGCUUCAGAUGCCGCCUGAGAAGCGACAGCCGCACGUUGAGGCGAUCGUGAUGGAGGGGGCGAAGUCACUGCAGCUGCUCCGCGCGUCGACCAAGUCCGGCAACGCGCAGCUCUUCGCCAUCAACCCCCUCGUCGACGAGCGGCUCAGCUCCGGCGCGGCCGCUCCGUUGAUCCUCCCCUCACAGCCGCUGCAGUGUGGCUCAGCCGGCGUUCCCGCCACCGGCAUCUCGUCAUUUGGCUACUCGGGGACCAUCUCGCACCUCGUCGUCUCGCGUGGCGGCGACGUGGCCAUUGUGCCGCCAUCUUCUGGCCGGCAGGCGGCGCGUUUUGUCCGCCAGCGAUUCAGCUGGGUGGACCUCCCUCACCCCUUUGCACAGCGGCCGGUCGAGGCCAGCGCCAUGCGACGCGCCGGAGCGCCGGCCAGCGGUGCUCUGCUUGCCAUCGUGGCCGACCACGUGAUUCAGCGGCACGUCAUCUUCCCUGCGGCCGCGUAUCUCGAGAUGACGCGUGCGGCGCGCGCCGUGCGGCUGAGCGGGCGCGAGCCCCGUGCCACCCGGCUGUCGCGCGUCUACUUUAUGGCCCCGAUGUUCCUCGACGAGCCGGACGGCCUGUGGGUAUCGGUGGAGCUCGACGAAGCCGACGAGCGCUUCGAGGUGACCACCUCCCGCCUCGAUGGCUCCGGGGAGGAGCUGUCGCGUGCCGUCCACUGCGCCGGUUCAAUCGCCCUCGGCGAGGCGGGAGGGGCCUCCUCGAGCGCCCCCGCGGCCAGGUCGGUCGACAUCGUGGCGAGCCGAGGGGUGGCGACCUUUGGCGUCAGCGCCGCCGACUACUACGCCAUGUUCCGCGCCCGGCAGAUUGAGUACGGCCCCGAGUACCGGAGGCUGCGCAAGAUGUGGACGUCCCGUGAGGAGGGCGUGGCCGUCGCGUCGCUCGGGGUGCGCGCGGCGGGGUACGCUGGCAUGCGAGGCACGGCCAUCCACCCGGGCGAUCUCGACGCGGCGCUGCAGCUCACCGGCCUCCUCGCCGACGAGGCGGCGGCGCGGGCCAACGAGACGAGGGUGCCGUUCAGCCUCGGGCACGCCACGCUCUCGGGCGCCACGGGGCGGCUGUGGGCCGACGCGCAGCAGGCGCCGCCGGCCGCACCGAGCUGCCAGUAUGUGACGAGGUGGGACUCGGCCGAGGAGGACGAAGCGGCGCCGUCUCUGCAGCCGUCGAUCGAGAUCGCGGCGCCGCCGCUGCGUGCGGUGGUGCCGUCCGAGCCCUCCGGCGACCGGGGCGGCGAGGCUGCGGAGCGGCUCGCUCUGCUCGCCCUCCUCAAGCUGCACGUGAUGCAGCGGAACCCGCUGCCCACGGUGGUCUGGACGUGCGGCGCGCAGGCCGCCGAGGACGGCCCCGCCCGGACGUCCUUGCACGCGGGCCUCGGCGGCCUCGCGCGCUCUGCCCGCACGGAGAGCCCGACAGUGCGCGUCCGGUGCUACGACAGCCCGCGCGGUGGCGGUGGCGGCGGCGGCGGCGGCGGCGGCGCGCCUUCGCUGCUGGCGCGCCUCGCCGCCCCGGAGUCCGAGCCCGAGGCGGCGUGGCGGGGAGAGGCGUGGCUGGUUCCUCGGCUGGCAGACUUCUUCUCCCCUCCGUCGCACCGCGGCGAGCGGACGCGCGGCGGAGGGCGCUCGGGCGGCGUCCACGUGCUGAGCGGCGGCACGAGCGGCCUCGGCCUCCUCAAUGCGACGUGGCUUCUCGACGAGGGAGCCGCAGCGGUGGUGCUCGCCUCGCGUCGCGGCGAGGUGCUCGCUACAGACCGCGGGAAGCUCCCGCCGACCGACGACGCUGCCGCCAUGUCGCUCGCCCGGUGCGAUGUGGCGGAGCCGGCAGACGCGUCACGGCUCUUUGCGGGCCUCCACAGAGUGCCUCGCGCCCUCCUCCCGAGGGCCUGCCACGAGCCUGCUCAGAACCUCCCCAUAGGCCUCCCGGCCGACCUCGCGGCGCGUGUGCCUCUGGCCGGCGUGUGGCACGCGGCGGGCGUCCUCGCCGACGGCCUCGUCCGCUCGCAGACGGCCGCCUCGGUCCGGCGCGUCUACGCGCCCAAGGCGUGCGGCGCGUGGGCCGUGCAGGCGGCGAGUGCCGCGCUGCCCCUGCACGCGUGCACUCUCUACUCGUCGGUGGCGGCGCUGCUCGGAGGCGCCGGCCAGGCCAACUACUCGGCCGCCAACAGCUGCCUCGACGCGCUGGCCGCGUGCCGCCGCCGGCAUGGCCAGCGGGGCGCGAGCCUGCAGUGGGGCCCGUGGGCGGGCGUGGGCAUGGCUGCGGAUGCGUCGGUCCACGCGAGAAUGCAGGCGGCCGGCAUCACGCUGCUCACUCUGGCCGAGGGAGUGUGUGCCUGGAGAGCGGCACUCGACCCUCGCUCGCCCGCUGUGGCGGCGGUCAUCAACCUUCGCUGGAGCCGCUACCUUGGCGCGCUGCCCGAGGUGCCCGCCCUCCUCCGAAGCUACGCAGCGCACAAGCCCGCCAAGGCUGCGCGCGGAGCCGCCGCCACGGCUGGAGCCGCCAAGGCGGUCUCGCUCGAGGACAUCCUGGCGUCGAUCGAGUCGACGACGGGCAACGUGGUGAGCGCCGAUUCGCCUCUGCUGGACUCGGGCCUCGACUCGCUCGGCGCGGUGGAGCUGAAGAAUCAGCUGCAGGAGGCGGCAGGCAGCGAGAGAGGCCGAGUCGCUCGCCCUCUCGCCCGUGGAUCGCGUCCUAAGACAGACACGCUCGAGGGGACCCACGGCGCCGCCUCGCUCCGGUCUCUGUCGGCGGGCGGCGGCAACGCCAUCUCCCUGGUGCCGCCGAGUCGGUGGGCAGUGGACGGGCCCGACUACCCCGAGGGAGCCAUCGGCGAACGCGCCAAGCACGGCGGCUUCAUCGUCGGCGUGGAGGGGUUCGACGCCACCUUCUUCGCGAUCCCGCCCGCCGAGGUUGCGGCGAUGGACCCGCAGCAGCGGCUGCUGCUCGAGGGCGGGUACGAGGCGCUGCUCGCCGGCGGGCUCGACAAGGCGGCGCUCACGGGCUCGUCGACGGGCGUGUUUGUGGGCAUCGCCUUCUGCGACUGGCACACGCCCUCCCGUGCAGCACGUUGCUCACCUCGGCUAGUCUCGCCUGAUUUCGGGCGCGGGAUCCUCGCGCACGUCGUGCUCGAGGUGGCGAGCUGCCGGGACGUCUUGCCGGCGGCCGCGACGCCCGCGUACACCCGCAAGCGCUUUUCCUGGCGCAAGGCGGUGGAGCAGGCGGCCGCGGCCGCGCCGGGUCCGAGGGCAGGUUCGGGGGCGGUCGCGGUGGAGGAGCCGCGCGAGGAGAUGACGCUCGACUUGAUGCUUGGCGUCGAGCUCGCGGAGGAUGACUUGGUCGACAGCCCGACCGCCCGCCUCCUCGCCGCGCACGUCAAGGCUGCCCAGUCCAACCCCGACGCCGUCACGCCGCGGCUGGAUGCCGUCGGCCUGUACGAGCAGGCGCACUACCUCUCUCCGCGGGUCGUGCUCGUCCGCUCGCCGCCCGAGGGGCGCGAGGACUGCCCGAGCCUCGUGCUGGUCCACUCCAUCUUUGGCAACGAGCUCGGCUUCGAGCGGCUGCACUCGAUGGGAUUCGCAGACCGCGAGGUGCUCGCCGUGAGGCACACGGGAAUGGCGGCGGGCACAAAGGUGGAGGAGGAGUGCGUGGAGCGCUCGAUCGCCGAGCUCGCCGCCGUGUACGCCUCGGAGCUGGUCGCGUACCGCAAGGGGGCGCCGUUCGACCUGAUCGGCGCCUCCUUUGGCUCCACGCUCGCGCACCAGAUCGGCCUCGCCGCGCAGCGCCUCGGCGGCAACCCCCGCCGGCUGGUGCUGAUCGAGCCGCCGCCGCCAGGCCCCUUCCCGCGAGGGAUGCGCUACCUGGGCCAGGGCCGCAAGGUGACCCUGCACGACGCGGCGGAGGCGUGCCUUCUCAUCCGCGCCACCGCCGAGGCGGCGGCGCAGCGGCCGGAGCGAGGCGCCGACGCGGAGGCGGACCAGCCCCCCCCCACCAACAAGACGACCGAGGAGCUGCUGGCGGAGCUGCGCGACCUGCCCGACGCCGCCCUCGGCUACUUCAUCACGAAGGCCUUCCCGACGAUGGGCCGGAGCGAGGAGGAGGCGGUCCGGACGACGAGCCGCACGCUGCACGUGGUGCGCCACAUGCAGACCCUCGUCUUCCACGAGUGGAUGGAGCGCAAGGACCCGCUGCCCCGCUUCACCGGCCCGGACGGCUCGGCCGCCAUCUUUGUCGUCAAGGCGACGCGCCGCAAGGAGUGGCUGCAGAAGCUGUUUGGCAGUGUGAGCGGCGAUCUCCUCGACGCGGCGAAGGCGGAGUUCGACGAGGUCUGCGAGGUGAGGCGCGACCGCACGACGCUGCUCGGCCCGUCCGCGCUCGAGAUCUAUGUGCCGGGCAACCAUACCCACGUGUCGGCUGUGUGCGUCUCGUACCGCGACGCCAACUUCCGCGUGAACGUGGACGUGCCGCGCUGGCUGCCGGAGCUCGUCUUUGGCGACCUCGACGAGCUGCGCAGCGCGGUCAAGCGGCCCGGCGUGAACAUGGAGGAUUUUGUGUAG